Molecule: messenger RNA, 5236 nt
Organism: Silurus meridionalis
Lineage: Eukaryota; Metazoa; Chordata; Actinopteri; Siluriformes; Siluridae
Gene: ncoa1
Product: nuclear receptor coactivator 1
Exons: 21
Coding region: 1003-5001 (1332 amino acids)
Biological process (GO): positive regulation of transcription by RNA polymerase II; cellular response to hormone stimulus
Cellular component (GO): nucleus
Molecular function (GO): nuclear receptor binding; protein dimerization activity
Source: RefSeq, a predicted model, not a curated record
CCGUGCACGCGCACUGGCCGCGGGGACGAGCCGAUCGCCAAAGCCUGUUUUUUUGCGAGGCAGCGGGGACGAGCGCGUCGCUCCUCAGUAACGUAGAUCCGAAAAGUGGGAAGAGGAGGGUGAAUGGGGCGGAGCGCUGGGACGCAUCACGUAGGUGACGUGAGCGGGUGCGCUGUUUGUUUGUGUAGCUUCACGGUGGAAAAUGGCGGUGCACGGAGAGAGGGAGAGCGCGAGCAGCGCGAGGACUAACGUCAAAUAGCAUCGAGAUAGCAGAACGCGCGCACAUUAAAACCUCCUCGUCCACGCGAAGACGCUGAGACAGGAGGGACGCAGAGGGAGCAAUACAGAGAAAGCGUGGAGGGGGGAAAGACAGAUAAGGUUUCACGCGCAGGAUUUAGCUCCACUUCCGGCUUCGCUCCUGCAGGACGCGGAGUGGAAACCGAAUGAUAGAUAGAGAGAGAGAGAGAGGCGCGCGAGCUGCGUCCCGGUUUCUUCGAGUUAGCUCACUCGGCUAACUCCGCUAGCUCGUGCUAGCCUCCGACUGGCGCACGCGCAAGCUCGUUGGGCGCGCGCAGGGGAGAGGGACGCGGCGCGUGCGGAGCAAACAAAACUUUCCGCCGUGUUGUUGUUGUUGUUUGCUUGGGUUUUUUGGGGGGGCUGAACCGUAAGCGUCGGAUUUGCACGGUGCGUGCAUUUUUAAUAAACUCGGACCGGAGACCGUGAAAGUCAUCCGACUUCUCCCGGAGAGAGAGAGAGAGAGACGCGGCCUGUCAAAAAAAAAGACGAAUGCAGGACUGAUCUCUCCAUAUGAGCAAGGUUGCGUUCAGUGUGCCAUUGUUUUCUGCCAGUGCCAGUAGGAUGGUGCUGCAUGACAGCGAGGGCAAGGCACAGUAGCCCCCUCUGCUUCACGCCUCUGUUCGUCCGUUACCAUCACACCAGGCCAGUGCUGUGGACCACAGAGAGCACACUUUCCCUCCAUGAACAACUUUGCAUGAGUUAAAAAUGAGUGCCUCAGGAGAGAGCGCCCUCGACCUCAUCGCCCCGGAGUCACGCAAAAGGAAAGGCUCUCCUUGUGACACCUCUGGUCCCAGCGGAGAGAAGUGGCGCAGGGAGCUGGAGAGCCGCUACAUCGACGAGCUGGCCGAGCUCCUGUCAGCCAACAUAGGAGACCUCGCCAGCCUCAGCGUGAAGCCAGACAAAUGCCACAUCCUCAGGAGCAUGGUGGACCAGAUCCAGAAGAUCAAGCGGCGCGAGCAGGAAAAGGUAGCUCUGAUGUCACCGGAUAACGAGGUGCAGAAGAGCGACGUGUCCUCCAGCAGUCAGGGCAUGGUGGAGAAGGAGGCUCUCGGUCCUCUUCUCCUAGAGGCCCUGAACGGCUUCUUCUUCGUGGUGAACCGUGAGGGUCGGAUCGUUUUCGUGUCGGAGAACGUGACUAACUACCUCGGCUACACCCAGGAAGAGCUGAUGACCUCUAGCGUGUACAGCAUCCUGCACGUGGGUGACCACAACGAGUUUGUGCGCAACCUUCUCCCCAAGAGUCUCGUCAAUGGGGUGCCAUGGCCGCAGGAGCAGGGUCAGAGGAACAGCCACACCUUUAACUGCAGGCUGCUGAAGCGUCCUCCAGACGAGGCGGAUGCAGAAAACCAGGAGGCUCGGCAGCAGUAUGAACACAUGCAGUGUUUCACUGUGUCUCAACCCAGAGCAGUGCAGGAAGACGGAGAAGACUUGCAGAGCUGCCUGAUAUGUAUUGCAUGCCGUGCCCCCCGUGUUCCACCGAUUCCCGUCAGUAUGGAGUCCUUCGUCACGAAGCAGGACCCCACAGGGAAGAUCAUCUCCAUUGAGACGAGUGCUCUGAGAGCCACAGGACGGCCAGGCUGGGAGGACCUGGUCAGGAAGUGCAUCUAUGCAUUCUUCCAGCCACAGGGCAAAGAACCCUCCCAUGCAAAGAAGCUGCUACAAGAGGUGAUGACCCAUGGUAUGGCCGUCAGCCCUCUGUACCGUUUUACGCUUAGUGAUGGGACAUCACUCAGCGCACAGACUCGCUGCAAGUUCUGCUGCCCUGCCAACCCCGACGUACAGCCCUUCAUCAUGGGCAUCCACUCUAUCGACAGGGAAAACAACACUGCUAGCUCUCAGGAAAACACUACCCAUAGCCUCUUGUCCAUGGCGGCUGUCCCGGCUUGCUCUCCUGCCAUGCAGCCCUCUGGCGAAGUUGGUCUGCAACACAACAAUGCCAACGGGGGCACAUCUGCUCCUGGCACCACCAUGCCCAGCCGCGUUGCACCUCCUCAGCAGGGCAGUAGCCUGUCGCCAUUGGGCAGCCCGCUCACAGCCACCCCUACCUCGUUCAUGUCUCCCCGGCCUCUCCGAGCCAGCCCAGGCCUGGCAAGCAGCCCCCGAGUCUCAGGCCACCCUUUCUCACCCCCAACACCUGGUAUUCACUCUCCUGUUGGCACACUAACACGCCAGCAUUCGGGUGGCGAUGGGAUUCCUUUCUCUCUCCCUUCCCCACUGGCCAGACAGACUUCGACGCCCAGCAGCUCACCCGUACGUCCGCCUCCAGCAAAGCCGCCCGAGUCGGGCCACAACGACGAACCCAGAAGCGCUAACCUUAAACUCAGCCAGCUCUUGGACGGCACGACAGACCACGAGGCCUCACCCGUUUCUCAGAAUCGCUCUGCUCCCACUGGUCAAUGCCCAGCGUCCCAUAGCACACUGACAGAGCGCCAUAAGAUCCUGCACCGCUUGCUUCAAGACAGCAGCCCUGCCGACGGAACCAACGAGCCCGAGAUCAAGAAGGAGCUGCAAGCAAGCAGCCCGAGAUCCGGACUGGUGCUGCCCCCUGGCAUAGCAAACGCCAAGCAGCAGCAGGACCACCAGCUUCUGCGCUUCCUGCUCGAUACAGACGAGAAGGACCUGGUGGACCUGCCUCCACCUGCAGUGCUAAGCCUGGACACUGUGCGAGUCAAAGCUGAGAAGAAACAAGGUGACGAGAGUGGGCAAUGUGGCGCUACGACACCUCCAGCUCCGGCAGUCACGUGCUCAUCCAAAUCCAGUGAUAAGCCCAGUCCGUUUUCUGGUACAGAUAUACAUACGUUGAACCAAGUAAUGCCCACCCAUAGGCCUGCGGGGGAAAAGUCAGUGGAUGAGUCAGGGCAACUCCAGCAAAGUGGCGAUGGCGUUCCUAUUGGAGUGAGCGUGAAACACGAACUACCUGGAACUCCUGAACGUGUGUUCCCAGACGCCUCAAGUCUUCAAAGUCAGGCUCUAUUUGACUUCUGCGGCCCCUCCACACCCACCCAGGGUCUGGGGCAGGUCCUAGGGCAGGCUGACCCCUUUCAGCUUCCCAAGGAGAGCAGCAGCCCUUUCAGUGACCCCUCCAGCAUCACCAUGUUCAACACCAACCAAGGCCUGGGUAAAUUGGAUGUCCUUGAAUCACAGCAGUUCCAGUCCAUGUCAAUGGCUGAAUCCAUGGCAUUUGAUGGAACUUUGGGGAGUCAUGCACAUGCCCCUCUGUCUUCACCUCAAGAGCAAUGUGUUCCGUGUCCCCUGGAUGAGAUGCUCGUUCCUCCCACCACUCCGGAAGCUCAUAACGAUGAGAAGGCCCUGCUCGAGCAGCUCUUGUCUUUCCUGAGUGGAACAGAUGAAAGUGAGCUGGCUGAGCUGGAUCGAGCACUUGGCAUCGACAAAAUUGUCCAGAGUGGCUGUCUGGAUCAAAUCACGCAGCGUUUCAACCAGGCUCAGCCCACCACCCCUGUUCCUAGCUACCCACCCCAGUUCCCCACCUCUCCUUCGCAGUUUCCGGCUGAGAUGAGCACGGCGCAAGGUAUGAGCUUUAGGGCACCACGUUUACCCUUCCCGGGUAACAUGGGCAUGAACCCGAUGCGGCCCGGAAUGACUCGGGCCCCGGGGAUGCCUCUUCAGAUGCGCCUGCCGCCGAACCAGUUGAGGCUUCAGCUUCAGCAGCGUGUACAAGGCCCGCAGCAGCUUCAGAACAGAUUGACAGCCAUAAGCCAGUUCCAACAGCCGGUACCUGUCACAAUGGGGGUAAGGCAAGGCAUGCAGCAGCCUCAGAUGCCUACACAGCCUCCACUCAAUGCUCAGAUGCUUGCCCAGAGGCAGAGGGAGCUCUAUAGCCUCCAUCAUCGCCAGAGGCAAAUGCUGCAGCAGAAGGUCAUGAUGAUGAGGCAGGGAAUUAACCCAGGGCCCCUAGGAGCCCAGCGUGUCCCUAAAGGCCCUCCGCAGCCACAGGCGCAGCAGCAGCAGUUUGGCUAUCCUCCAGGAUAUAACACUGUCCCUGGAAGCACCCCUACCUCUCCCAGCCACUUUAAGCCCAUGGGGGCACCACUGGACCCCAAGCUAUCUGCCAGGAUGCCCAUAGCAAACCAAGGAAUGAUCGGAAGCAUGCAGGGGCAGUUCGGUGGGCCAGUGAAUCCUUCUGUUCAGCAGGGGCUCUUCCAGCAGUUCGGGAGUGCAGGUAUGGUCCAGCAAGGAGAUCCAUCAUUCCCACCUGAACUCGGUCCCACCAGCCCCUUACUGUCACCACAGAACCCCACCUCCCCAAGUCCUCUGCUUCAGCAGACGCAGCCCCCACUUGGUUAUCAGUCCCCCGAAAUGAAGAACUGGCAAGGUGGUGUGACUAACAGUCUGUAUAAUCAAACUGGCCAAGCUAGCUCGCAGAGUUUCGGCCAGCAGGGUGUCUACAACAACAUGAGCAUCACAGUCUCCAUGGCUGGGGGCUCGGGAGCUGCGGGUUCACUACCUCCGAUUGGACCACCAGUUGGCAUUGGCAACAACAGCCUUGGCAACCUCAGCUCUAUGUGCAAUGAUCAGGUACAGCAGGUUCAAGUGUUUGCCGACGUCCAGUGCACGGUAAACCUUGUGGGAAGCGACUCCUACCUGAACCAGCCAGGGCAAGUGGGGCACCAGAAGCCCCAGAGCAGCACCAGCACUUCCCAGUCACAGCAGAAGAGCCUCUUACAGCAGCUCCUCACCGAGUGACCCUACCACGUGUACCUCACCCCCCCAACCCCCGUCUAGACGUCCCCAAGAACGUCUGAGUUUCUGUUAGUCACCUUUGGGUUUGUGUACAAGGGAUUAUCUGCUGCGCUGGGUUCAGAAUCCAUAGGUCCUUGCUGCUGGCAUUUUUUCGCAGCCUGUUAGAAAGCUUAAAGCAGUGCUCAUUCCUGGUCACCUACUUUAAAAAAAAAAAAUAAAUAAAAUAAUUUUCCAGACA